Molecule: messenger RNA, 612 nt
Organism: Benincasa hispida (wax gourd)
Lineage: Eukaryota; Viridiplantae; Streptophyta; Magnoliopsida; Cucurbitales; Cucurbitaceae
Product: large ribosomal subunit protein eL38z/eL38y
Biological process (GO): protein-RNA complex assembly; translation
Cellular component (GO): cytosolic large ribosomal subunit; ribosome
Molecular function (GO): structural constituent of ribosome
Source: RefSeq, a predicted model, not a curated record
UUGAAGCCCUAAAAAAAGACCCAUAAUUCGCUCUUCGUUCUCUCGAAACCCUAAAGAAAGCUUUGCUCCCUUGCCGUUCCUAGUAUAUUUGUUUCUCUCAUAACCUCAGUACCCAACGCCGCUCGCGUCACAUUUCUUCUCUCGCGACCCCUAAAAAUGCCGAAGCAAAUCCACGAGAUCAAAGACUUUCUUCUCACUGCAAGAAGAAAGGAUGCCCGCUCUGUUAAAAUCAAGAGGAGCAAAGAUGUAGUCAAGUUUAAGGUUCGCUGCUCCAAGUACCUUUACACACUCUGCGUCUUCGACUCAGAGAAGGCUGACAAAUUGAAGCAGUCUCUUCCACCAGGUUUGAGUGUGCAAGAUCUUUGAAGAAUUAGUGAGCGAGUUUUGGAGAUUUAUAUGGAAAAAAAUCAGGGGCUGAAGGAAACGUUUGCCAGUUAUUUUUCUUUCUUGUUUUCAAUCUGAUAUUGAAUGAUUUUGUCAUAAGUAGGAGUUGGAUUGAACUUAUAGUGUUUCUUAAAGUUUAUGAACCCUUUCAGAUUUUAAACUAUCAGAGAUUUGUCCAUCAUUGAUUCAGAACUUCAAUCAUCAUUGGCCCUUUUGCUCCUUUUGUUC